AGUUUUUUUAAACUACAUUAAAAUGCUAAGAUUUGUUGUAAUGGUAUUAGCAGUGGUCGUCCACUACAACCACCAGUGCUAUGCCAGUGGUUACGGAAGUUAUGGUGGUGGCGGCGGUGGACUUAUUGGUGGUGGUUAUGGUGGUGGAGGAUAUGGAGGUGGUCUGGGAGGCGGUAUGGGUGGAGGAGGACUUGGACUAGGAUUUGGCGGCGGAAUUAUCGGCGGCGGUGGUGGUGGUGGUCGUGUAAACGCUGCCAUUAUUAGCUCACGUAGUCUACAGCUAAUACCKACCGGCAGUCAACUGGGAUCAUCSGCACCGACCAUUGUCGACGUCGAUAGCGGCGUACAACCCGUCCAAUUGAAUUUUGUCAGUCGAUCGUCACCGUUGUUGGCCACCCAACAUCAUAUCGGCCAACAGGGUAGCCAUCAGUCCASYCAAUCGGUCGAUCAGCCRCAUCAGCUCAGCCACGAAGUCRUACGACCUGUUUUCCAGAUGGUYCGCGAAGUGGUUGUACCCCAGCGUCAGAUCAUCCAAGAGAUACGUCCGGUUGUCGAGAAUGUCCAGACACUGGUAGCCACUGGUCAGGGAAGAGGAGGUMUCGGCGGCGGCGGAUUUGGUGGCGGAUUCGGUGGCGGAUUCGGCGGCGGCAUUGGUGGCGGCGGCUAUGGAGGCGGUAUUGGUUUGGGYGGUAAAGGAGGUGGCGGUGGUGGUGGUGGYUAUGGWGGCGGUCUAUCAAUGGGUUUCGGUAAAAGACAUUAUUAA
Messenger RNA from Oppia nitens, 763 nucleotides. RefSeq lists its product as uncharacterized. The transcript is spliced from 2 exons. NCBI's taxonomy places the organism in Eukaryota, Metazoa, Arthropoda, Arachnida, Sarcoptiformes, Oppiidae. The coding region runs from base 23 to 763 and encodes 246 amino acids. The record is from RefSeq and is a predicted model, not a curated record.